GAGUCGACUUAAUUCGGGGGGAUAAAUUCCAAGUUCCCAACCGUCAUCCGGACCGAGUUAUUCCGGCUCCUCUUAUCCCAGUUAUCCUACCGCUCGGAAGUUGGACCUCCGUGUUCGAGGCGACAGAAAGCUUUCCUCUCGAAGAGAGAAAGAAGGCCCUCAAGCCCUAAUUCUACGUUCCCCAAUACCUCUUCUCGAUUGCCCUCUCACCGCCCAUGUCCUCCUCGAUGCUCAACAGCAUCUCCAUAUCCGUCUCCGACGACGACGAGGUCGCCGGCCGAAUGCGGGUCCGGGCCCGCCAGAAGCGCAAGAAGCCCCGCUUCCGUGGGCGGCGCGAGCUCUGCCAGAGAAUCGUGAGGAAGGCGAUACGGUGGUGGACGGUGCUCCUCUUCCUCCCGGCAAUAGCGCUGCUCCUCGUCGAGAGCUCGAAACUGGCGAGGAAACCCCAGGCGGAGCCCAAAUCGGAACCCGUCUCAAUAAAGGAGUCGACUCGGAAACUAACCCGCCUCAACCCCACCACCAGACUCGUCAAUGGCAUUAGAGAGCCUUGCCUGAAGAUCCUCAGUCCUGAAAAAAUUCGGACACUGGAGUUCCCUGCUAGUGCAGAAGACAAUGUUCCCAUUAAGAGAGUUGUAUAUAAAUCAGAUUCAGGAGAACACCACAUUGCAGGCAAUGCCAUGCUUUUGCCCCAAUAUGCUGGAGCCACAAGAUUUAAUUUAUUCACUGGAAAUCAAACACUCAAUGAGAGAGAACAAAGUUUCAAGGUGAAUGAAACUACUGUAGUGCAUUGUGGUUUCUACAGUGAAAAUGGAGGGUUUAAGAUCUCUGAUGAUGACAAAAGUUACAUGCGAACCUGCAAAGCUGUUGUAUCUACAUGUGCAUUUGGUGGCGGGGAUGAUCUCUACCAACCUAUUGGGAUGACGGAGGCAUCACUUGAAAAGGUUUGCUAUGUGGCAUUUUGGGAUGAAAUCACUCACUCAGCUCAGGAAGCAGAAGGAAAAGUAAUUGGUGAUGAUCAUGUGAUUGGUAAAUGGCGUAUUGUGGUUGUUAGGGAUCUUCCUUUUGCUGAUCAACGGUUGAAUGGAAAAAUCCCAAAGAUGUUGAGCCAUCGUCUUUUUCCUGAAGCAAGGUAUUCGAUUUGGGUAGACUCAAAGUCUCAAUUUCGAAGAGAUCCAUUAGGUGUUCUGGAAGCACUACUUUGGCGUACAAAUUCCGUCCUUGCCAUAUCUGAGCAUGGAGCACGCAGUAGUCUGUAUGAUGAGGGAAAGGCCAUUGUUAAAAAACACAAAGCAACCCCAGAAGAAGUGGAGGUGCAGUUAAAUCAGUACCGGCAAGAUGGUAUUCGUGAUGAUAAAAGAUUCAAUGGGAAGAAAGCUUUAGCUGAAGCUUCUGUGAUUGUGAGGGAGCACACACCAAUGACGAAUCUCUUCAUGUGUCUUUGGUUCAAUGAGGUGGUCCGGUUUACAUCACGUGAUCAGCUAAGUUUUCCCUAUGUUCUCAGAAGAUUAAAGGUGCCAGGCCUUUAUAUGUUUCCUGUAUGCGCCCGCAAAGAUCUUGUGAACAGUAUGGGCCACAAGCGCAAGGUGAAGCCUCUUGUAAGGACUAACUAGCUGAGGAUUCGAGACUGUUCUGCAAUGCAUGUAUCUUAUUCAUUUGCAGGUAGCUGCAUUAAUUAAUAAUGUCUUCUUUUUCAUCCUUUAUUUGGUGCAUGGUUGCUUGGUGUAAGGUUUAAGUUAUUUAUGUAGCCCAUCUUCAGAAUGACCUACCAUCCAGAAGAAUUCUUGCCUUUCUUACCCAAUGCAGAAACAAGGAGUGGUUUUUAAA
Phoenix dactylifera (date palm) is the source of this 1824-nucleotide messenger RNA. RefSeq names its product putative hexosyltransferase MUCI70. The record is from RefSeq and is a predicted model, not a curated record. NCBI's taxonomy places the organism in Eukaryota, Viridiplantae, Streptophyta, Magnoliopsida, Arecales, Arecaceae.